Molecule: messenger RNA, 643 nt
Organism: Symsagittifera roscoffensis
Lineage: Eukaryota; Metazoa; Xenacoelomorpha; Acoela; Convolutidae
Product: trafficking protein particle complex subunit 1-like
Exons: 3
Coding region: 176-643 (155 amino acids)
Biological process (GO): endoplasmic reticulum to Golgi vesicle-mediated transport
Cellular component (GO): TRAPP complex
Source: RefSeq, a predicted model, not a curated record
UAUGUUGUCCAUCAGUUGUGGUGUUUAACGGACUCUUUUUGUAGUUAUUACGAGCGUGUCAAAUCAUUGUUUUAAACUCCCUUCUCUGAUCUGUUAGUGUCUGUCUAUACUGGUAGUAGUUAAGCAUAGUUUUCUCAAACAACUACUUGGAGAGAGAUAAGGUUGUGAGUGGUGGAUGCCUAUCUACAAUCUGUACAUCUUCAAUCUGUCCUGUGGAAAGUGUGUGUACUAUUGUGAGUUCAACAGACGGCACAAAACACAGGACUUCAAAGAGAACAAUGACCAGGUGAACAUGCUUGGCAUGUGCCACACUCUGAAAGACUUCAUGCAGAGAGUGGCAACUAGUGACAGUAACAGCAGCAGCAACAACAACAGUGGCAGUGGAAAGGACUCCUUCGUCUCCUACAAGACAAGCAAAGCCAAAGUGCACUACUACGAGACCCCCUCUGGCAUCGCAUUCGUACUGGUCACUGACCCACACGUGGGGGACAUCAGGAACAUACUGCAGGAACUACACAAGAGUGUGUGGGUAGAGUACGUGGCUAAGAAUCCCCUGUGUGACUGGACUCAGACCAUCACGAGUAAUCUGUUCCGAGAGAAGGUAUCCGAUUUCAUGAAGGCACUCCCAUGCUACUCCAACUGA